Entelurus aequoreus (snake pipefish) is the source of this 6680-nucleotide messenger RNA. RefSeq names its product delta and Notch-like epidermal growth factor-related receptor. The coding region runs from base 489 to 2717 and encodes 742 amino acids. Gene Ontology annotation, cellular component: protein-containing complex; plasma membrane. Gene Ontology annotation, molecular function: calcium ion binding. The record is from RefSeq and is a predicted model, not a curated record. The transcript is spliced from 16 exons. Lineage: Eukaryota; Metazoa; Chordata; Actinopteri; Syngnathiformes; Syngnathidae. Gene Ontology annotation, biological process: establishment or maintenance of epithelial cell apical/basal polarity; heterophilic cell-cell adhesion.
ACACCUCCAGUGAGGAGCGGGAAGCUAUUGCCUUUCAUGUAGUCGAGCUGCACCGUACUUGUUUUCAUUCAACACUUUUAUACUCUGCUUUUUAACAGAUUCAGAAAUAUGUUCACACAUGGACGGGAAUCUAAAGUUUUCUGGACAUCUGUGUUGGUGAAUCUUUUGCAAUUUGUUUAAUGAACAAUGAAGACUGCAAAGAAGAAAGUUGUAGGUGGGAUCGGUGUAUUAGCGGCUGGCUGUAGCAACACAAGCAGGAGGACUUUGACUUGGAUAGCAGACGCGCCAGCCGACGCUAGCCGCCGACCGCAUUGAUGAUCGGGUGAAGUCCUUCGUCCUUCCGUCGAUCGCUGGAACGCAGAAAACCGCCUGCGAUCAGAGGUUGCGCUCGAUGAGAGGAGCAUCUCUGUUCCUCUGCACGGUGUGUGAGCCGUGCCUCGGAGAGAGAAGAAACCCACCGAGCAAACACUUCACAGGAGAGCAUCAGGAUGAGCGUCACACCUCCACUGUUCCUCCUGCUCCUGAGCUGCGGCGUCCGGGCCGUCCCCUCCCCGUUCCAGCUGGCCCCGGACACGCCGGCACCGGCGGAGCCCACGCCAACCCAGGCCGCACCCGGGCUGCACCCCUGCGAGGGGCGACCCUGCCUCAACGGGGGGCUGUGCCUGGCUCUUCCCUCCCCGGGCAGAGCAGAGGACACCUGGGAGUACACCUGCACGUGCAGUCAGGGCUUCACCGGACGCAACUGCGAGUUUUUCACAGACCCAUGUUCCAGCAGUCCCUGUCUCCAUGGAAACUGCAGCCUGCACAAUGGAGAGGAGGAGGGGGAGCCGACUUACACCUGUGAAUGCAGUGACGGCUUUGAGGGCCCUAAGUGUGAUCAGAUGCUACCGGACCUGGCUGACUGGGAGCCCGUGACACCGUCUGCCCCUGAACUGGCCACCCCCGUCGCUUCCACAACACCCGCCGCCACUCAGCCAUCCACCGAGCCCACCAGCACAACACCAGUGCCUCAGACCCUGCAGCCGUGGCAACCCAAAACUGGGCAGCGGCUUCUGAUGGUGCCAUGGGAGGAAGACAGGGUCACAGAGGGUCUGCACUGUGUGAGCCCAGAGCUGUGCGAGCUGACAGCAACUCUGACUUUAUCUCUGGAGGUGCCAGAGGAAACGGCUGUAAAGUUGUUGGUGAAUGCCACUGGAGCUCCUGUGCUGUGGCGUGUAAAUGAAGAAGGUUUCCUGCGAUCUUCCGUUUCAAAUGGCUCCAAAUUGUGGUUCCUGCAGGCCUCCAAUGGGCUGGUGGUGCCAGACCAUGCGUUACCUCUGGGACAAAACUACUUCAUCAGUGUGAUACAGGUGGAUACUCCCAUGGCCCCAGAGGUCACCCUGCGUCUCAACCUGACAGUGAAAGCUAGCAGCUGCGUGGAACCCGGCAGCAGCUUCAGCGACCCUCAGUGCUCCGGCAAAGGCAAAUGUGUCACGCAGCCCUCUGAGAGCACCUUCUUCUGUGAGUGCGAUGACGGCUACACCGGAAUCUUCUGUGAGGAAUUUGACGCCUGCCAUCGCCGCCCUUGUCGUAACAACGGCACAUGCACUGAUGUUAGGCAGGGGGGGGAAGGACGCAAUUUCACUUGUACCUGUCAACCAGGUUAUGAAGGGGACCGCUGCCAGUUGCUGGUGAACCACUGCCUCUCCCAGCCCUGCGAGAAUGGAGCCACCUGCUCCAGCAGUUUGGCUGGGCCCAGGUGCUACUGUCCAGAAGGAUUUCAGGGGGCGACAUGUGAGCAGAAGGUGGAUCCGUGUGCGUCUCGGCCUUGCCACAACAAUGGAACCUGCCACCCUCAGGGUCCAAGCCCCCUGGGGUUUGGCUGCAGCUGCACAUCUGGUUUCACUGGCCCCACUUGUGCCCAGCUGGUCGACUUCUGUGCUUUGAACCCGUGUGCCCACGGAGUGUGUCGCAGUGUGGGCAACAGCUACAGAUGUCUUUGUGUGCCAGGCUACCACGGUUUGUACUGUGAAGAAGAGUACAAUGAGUGUCUGUCUGCGCCCUGCCAAAACUAUGCCACCUGCCGGGACCUCAUCAAUGCCUACGAAUGUGUUUGCACGCCACAGUUUGAAGGGAAACAUUGUGAAAUUUACAAGGACCCAUGUCUGAAAAUGAAGUGCCUCAAUGGAGGUCACUGCGAGAGUGCAGGACUCAAUGCUUCCUGUGCCUGCCCACCUGGAUACAUGGGGGGGCGGUGCGAGGUCGACAUCAACGAGUGUGAGAGCAACCCUUGUCACCAUGGAGGCACUUGUGUGGACCAAUCACAUGGCUUCACCUGUCACUGUCUGCCUGGGUGGGUGGGGCCUAACUGUGAGAUCCACCUGCAAUGGAAGCCACAGCAUUCGGAGGAAACUCUGACUAACAUGCCCCGCCACUCCCUUUACAUCAUCAUCGGAGCGUUGUGUGUGGCCUUCGUCCUCAUGCUCAUCAUCCUCAUCGUGGGCAUCUGUCGCAUCAGCCGCAUCGAGUACCAGGGCUCGUCACGCCACGCCUACCAGGAGUUCUACAACUGCCGCAGCAUCGACAGCGAGUUUAGCAACGCCAUCGCUUCCAUCCGCCACGCCAGAUUUGGCAAGAAGUCCCGGCCUGCCAUGUACGACGCCACUCCCAUCAACUACGAAGACUACAGUCCGGAUGACAAACCUUUGGUUACUCUAAUAAAAACGAAGGAUUUGUAAAACACAGCAACUCACCACAUGUUGCACACAUACACACACGCGUGUAUUGGAAAGUCAGUCUGAAUGUAGAAUUAGAGAAUACGAAAGCAAAGAUCCCAAAAUCCAAUACAGGUGGUCCUCGUUUUUACAUCGUUGGUUAAGAAAACGCGCUCCCAUGAAUUCAUUAAAAAAGUAUUUUGCGUCCGUAAGUACAAGACUGGUUUGUCUACACUGAGGAAGGAAAACAUUGCUUAUUAGUUCAUUUUUUGCGCUUCAUUGUGUCUCGUAGGUUAUGUCUUUGAUGGCAGUGCGCCAAAGAAAAGGAAAGUGUAAAAAAAUGAAAGGCAUAAAAAGGUAUUGUGCUCGACUGUUGCGAUUAUUAAGGAUGUAAUUUUUGAGCAUGUUAAAUGACACCUAAGCAGCGUCACAUUAUUGGGAUUGAGACUAAAAGAUUGUUUGGGAUCUUAAAAGGUAAUAAAAUAAGGGAUGUUUUUUGCGGUUUUAGGCUAAUUAGCAAAACUAAGGUUCAAGGUGGGGAUGACAAAGCAGUUGGUUUGAUUGAUUGAUUGAAACUUUUAUUAGUAGAUUGCACAGUACAGUACAUAUUCCGUACAAUUGACCACUAAAUGGUAACACCCGAAUAAGUUUUUCAACUUGUUUAAGUCGGGGUCCACGUUAAUCAAUUCAUGGUAAUUGUUGGUAAUAGUUCGGAUUAUUGAAAGUGUAAAAAUGUACAUAAGGAAUCGUUCUCUUUUUUUUGUAGGCGUAUCUUACAACAGUCGAUUAUUCCACAAUUCCAUUUGGAGAAGGCGACUGUCAACCUCACAGUCAAAUCUUCGGACGUUGAACCCGACCAGUCGGCUCAGUCAACAAAUGUCUCUCACUGCCCCCCUCUGGCAACAGUGCGGAAACCUUGACCUUCUUUUAGAUACAGUGGAACCUCGAUUUACAAAUUUAGUUGGUUCUUGAACAGGGUUCGUAAAUUAAAAAAGUUUGUAUAUUGAAGCAAAUUUCUCCAUCGGAAACAAUGUAAACAUGAAAAGUAGUAUUUUAGUAAAAUAUUGUACACUGUAGACAAUAUAAAGUGCUUGACAUUACUGUAUAUCAAACAAACAUAACAUGGAGGUGAUGAAUCAACUACCUAUGUGAUGACACAGUCAAAACAACAACAACUAGCUGAAAUGUCGCCGUGCCAAAAUCACACACACACACUGUCACUAGCUUUGUGGUGCACUCUACCAGCCAGGUUGCUACAAUGAUUAGGACUUAAAUAAAACAAUCAACUUUAGCUUGUCAGUCAAUCUUCUUUGCGUGCAGAAGAAGGGAGAGGGAGGCAGUGUUGACAACGCUGUGGAUACUUUCUGAACGUUUCAAUCAACGCGUCACUUGCCCAUUGCUUUCUUUGGACUCAUAUUAAGCUAGAAAAAAACAGACAAAUGUUGGAAAAAGGCUAAAAAUAACAGAACUUGUGCUGACUGAAUGAACACUGGAGAUCGUUCAAUGGCUGAAACAUGACUGAGCAUUUAAUGGAAGCUGCUUCUAUAACCCAAUCAUGGCACCCACCUGUUCCCAACCAGCCCGUUCACCUGUGGGAUGCUCCAAAUAAGUGUUUGAUGAGCAUUCCUCAACUAUCUCAGUCAUUUUUGCCACCUGUGCCAGCAUCCCUGAAACAUGUUGCAGGCAACAUUCGUAGACCCAGACAAGGUCCGUACACCAAAGCGUAUUUUUAUCCGGUCUGUGGUUCGUAAAUUGAAAAGUUUGUACAAUAAGUGUUUCUUAAAUCGAGGUUCUGCCGUAGUCAAGUUUGGUUGUCUUAAUGCCCCAACUGGCCCCAACAGGAGACAAUACGAGGACCUAGCUGAACUAUCCGAUCUCUACAUUGUUUAUCAGAGUGUUUUAGCCUUUUUGAGUUGCAAAAAGUCGCAAAGGAGAUCUACUUGGGGCGGUAUAGCUCGGUUGGUAGAGUGGCCGUCCCAGCAACUUGAGGGUUCCAGGUUCGAUCCCCGCUUCUGCCAACCUAGUCACUGCCGUCGUGUCCUUGGGCAAGACACUUUACCCACCUACUACUAAGUGCCACCCACGCUGGUUUAAAAAUGUAACUUAGAUAUUGGGUUUCACUAUGUAAAGCGCUUUGAGUCACUAGAGAAAAGCGCUAUAGAAAUAUAAUUCACUUCACUUCACUGCUUAUGUGGAUCCUCGUUAGCUGGGCUCCUGCUAGCAUACAAAAACAUUUUGCCCAUAGUUGGCAAAAUCUACCAAAUCUGACUCGACCAUGAAAAUCCUUAUCAAAGACAGUCCUACUCUUUCUUACUGUUUCAUUUAUACCUUAAACGUGGAGUUUUAUUGUAUUUCAUAUCCCUCCCUACUAGUCUCUGUACAGUGUGACUGACCAAAGUCUUUAUUUCGGAAAGAGUUCCGACUAGAGAUGUCCGAUAAUAUCGGCCUGCCUAUAUUAUCGGCCGAUAAAUGCUUUAAAAUGUAAUAUCCGAAAUUAUCGGUAUCGUUUUUUUUAAUUAUCGGUAUCGUUUUUUUGGUUUUUUUUUUUAAAUUAAACAACAUAAAAAACACAAGAUACACUUACAAUUAGUGCACCAACCCACAAAACCUCCCUCCCCCAUUUACACUCAUUCACACAAAAGGGUUGUUUUUUUCUGUUAUUAAUAUUCUGGUUCCUACAUUAUAUAUCAAUACAGUCUGCAAGGGAUACAGUCCGUAAGCACACAUGAUUGUGCGUGCUGCUGGUCCACUAAUAGUACUAACCUUUAACAGUUAAUUUUACUCAUUUUCAUUAAUUACUAGUUUCUAUGUAACUGUUUUUAUAUUGUUUUACUUUAUUUUUUAUUCAAGAACAUUUUUUUAAUUGAUUUAUCUUAUUUUAUUAUUUUUUUUAAAAAGGACCUUAUCUUCACCAUACCUGGUUGUCCAAAUUAGGCAUAAUAAUGUGUUAAUUCCACGACUGUAUAUAUCGGUAUCGGUUGAUAUCGGUAUCGGUAAUUAAGAGUUGGACAAUAUCGGAUAUCGGCAAAAAAGCCAUUAUCGGACAUCCCUAGUUCCGACUUACACUAAAACUCGCGUCGUUGAUGACUGAACUCGUUCAAAAAGCCGAGGACCACCUGUAUGUCUGUUGGUUCAACGAACAAAUACGGAGGAUCUAUUUUCCUGUCGACGUUCACGCUUUUAAAGCUUUAUUGUAGCAUAAGAGCAGCAAGUUACGGACGAAGUACCAUCAGUACCAGUAAUCUGCGGGCACGGUUAGAGUGACGAUUAGUCUGCACCCAACUGUCUGUCUUCAGUCGGGGCCUGCAACUCAGGAGCCCGAUUUGUUAAAAAAAAAACAAUCAGACACAGCUGACAAGUCAGCACAGUUGUUGUAGAAAUAGUUGUCACUGCGUACGCUGUAUAUUUUUCUAUUUUAACUCGAUCCUGCAGUAGGUUGCCUUACUUCAUGCAUGGUUAGAUUUGAUGUUGUCGCUGUAAUAUUUGGAGAUCCUUUUCUUGGUGGCUAUUUUUUCCCCUGCAGAUGUAUUAUUACUCUGUCCAGAUUGUGCCAAAUAUUCUGUUGUGGUAAGUACAGUAGAACACACGUGGAAGACUAUUAGUCACGCGGAACCUUGUUUUCUGCCUUUUUAGUAAAUACUUACUGUCUUUGUUCUUUAAAUGCAAGUUUCUCAUUGGUGUAUGAAUCGUAUAGAAUGUACUAUAUUGCCACUUUAUGUGUUUAAGUCAAACUUAGGCUAGAACGGGGGUGUCCAAAGUGUGGCCUGUAGCUAUUUUAAAAAAAAAACACACAUUAAAAAGUGGAAUUUAAGAACAAACAGGUGUAAUGCAACAAGAACGUAUUGACACUAAUAACUAGGGCUGUCAAACGGUUUAAAUAUUUAAGCGUGAGUAAUCGCAGUUUGUUCAUAGUUAACUCAAAAUUAAUCGCAGAUAGAUACACUACCGUUCAAAAGUUUGGGGUCACAUAGAAAUGUCCUUAUUUUU